UUAUUCGUUGAUUUCAUUCCUUGAGCGUCAACUACUCGUAACAGAUCAAAGAUGUCAGGACGUGGUAAAGGAGGCAAGGUGAAGGGAAAGGCCAAGAGCCGAUCAUCCCGUGCCGGACUUCAGUUCCCCGUGGGUCGCAUCCACCGUCUGCUGAGGAAGGGCAACUACGCCGAGAGAGUGGGAGCCGGUGCCCCCGUGUACCUGGCCGCCGUUCUUGAAUACUUGGCCGCCGAAGUCUUGGAGUUGGCAGGCAACGCCGCCCGCGACAACAAGAAGACCAGAAUCAUCCCCCGUCAUCUGCAGCUGGCCAUCCGCAACGACGAGGAGUUGAACAAACUGCUGUCCGGUGUCGCAUAAUUUACGUUCCGGGUAACUUAGCGUUCCGGCCGGAACGCUAAAUACCUAUAAUAUUGGUUCCGGGCUAUAAUAAACGUUCCGGCCCGCGUAAGUUUGGUUCCGGCCAUAAUAAACGUUCCGGGCAUCCAAGCACCCUUUUAAAAACUUUAUUUAUAAUU
Molecule: messenger RNA, 515 nt
Organism: Saccostrea echinata
Lineage: Eukaryota; Metazoa; Mollusca; Bivalvia; Ostreida; Ostreidae
Product: histone H2A-like
Exons: 1
Coding region: 52-357 (101 amino acids)
Cellular component (GO): nucleosome
Molecular function (GO): DNA binding; structural constituent of chromatin; protein heterodimerization activity
Source: RefSeq, a predicted model, not a curated record